Mycotypha africana is the source of this 606-nucleotide messenger RNA. RefSeq names its product 30S ribosomal protein S6. Gene Ontology annotation, biological process: translation. NCBI's taxonomy places the organism in Eukaryota, Fungi, Mucoromycota, Mucoromycetes, Mucorales, Mycotyphaceae. The coding region runs from base 43 to 378 and encodes 111 amino acids. The transcript has 3 exons. The record is from RefSeq and is a predicted model, not a curated record. Gene Ontology annotation, molecular function: structural constituent of ribosome; small ribosomal subunit rRNA binding. Gene Ontology annotation, cellular component: ribosome; mitochondrial small ribosomal subunit.
UCCUUUCUACAACAUUUCUUUUCAUUAUACAUUGUAUGCGUAAUGCCUUUCUACGAACUAGUCUGUAUAGCACGACAUAAUAUGCUUGAAGGUAAUUUAAAGGAUCUUCUGAAGACAUCAGCGAAACAUGUCGUAAGUCGCGGGGGUGUUGUUCGUGGAUUCGACAAUUGGGGCGAAAUGAAGAUUCCACACAGAAUAAAGAGACAUCAGGAAUAUCAUACGGAUGGAAGGUAUUGGACAAUGCACUUUUAUGCUAACCCGCUCAUCUUGCAAGAUCUUGGAAAACAACUUUCAGUCGAUUCACGAGUCUUGCGACACACAUUUAUAAAACUGGGUGAAAAGCUAGAGGACGUGGUUGAACGACCCGAUAAAGUAUGAUUUGAGUUGGCAUUAUGAAGAUUAAAUCUACAAAUUAUUCAUGGGUCAGCAAAUUAUAACAACGCUUCAGCGUAAACUCAAUCAAUCUCCCAUUAUCGAACAGUUAACAGCUUAAAAAUACCUUGUAUAUAGAUAAAUGAUUUUGAAUGUAUGUAAUAAAUCACCAAAGUCACGCAUGUUGAGAAAUUUAUAUCAGCUUUUUUGUAUCAGAGUGAUCGCAUAAUGACA